AUGUGUAUAGAUGCGUAUCUUGAUAUGUUAAGACAAUAUUUUGACAAAAACAUAGAAAUAUUAUUAAAAAAGGAUUUGCUAUUAAUUCUUAACUUUAUUGAAAAUCAUAAUUAUAUGCAAGAAACAGUAGUAAAAACAAUAUUAAAUAAACCUAAACUAUUUUUUUCAGCUGACAAAUUUCAAAAUAUACCUAUUCAACAUUUAAAAUUGGUUAUAUCAAAGAGUAACUUAAAUCUUGAAGAACUUCAAAUCCUCAAGAAAUGGAUAGAUAGAGAAGAAACAACAAAUUACAGGUACAAAUUUAAUUUAUUAUUUCGAAAAAAUUUACGAGACAAGAAAUUUCAAGCUAGACAAUUUCACAGCAAUUGUGAUAAUAAAGGUGCUACAAUCAUAAUUGGAAAGUUAAAGAAUGAUAGUUUUAUUAGAGGUUAUAACCCUUUAGAUUGGUCAAUAAAUAAUAAUUAUUAUAAUGUUAGUGAUAGUCAUUUUCAUUUUCAUGAAUGUUUGUACAAAGAAACAGAAGAUAGUUUUAUAUUUAGUAGUAAAGAUAAAAAUAUAAUAUUAGAUAGAGUUAAAUCCCUUUGGGAUGCAAUUUACUAUAAAAAAAAUGAUGGCCCUUCAUUUGGUACAUCUGAAUUAUUCAUUCAGAACAACCAAAAUUGCUGGUCUUAUGAUUAUCAUCAUUAUGAAGGUAUUGGACUUAAGAAAGGCAUAUAUGAACUCGAUCUCUUCGAAGCAUUCCAG
Dentiscutata erythropus is the source of this 744-nucleotide messenger RNA. The record is from the annotation of a GenBank genome assembly. NCBI's taxonomy places the organism in Eukaryota, Fungi, Glomeromycota, Glomeromycetes, Diversisporales, Gigasporaceae.